AUGGCAACUUUAGACGUACACAACAUAUCCGGGGCUGUUCUCCGGGAAAAAGAAUUAGCCGAGGCAUUCACCGAUGCUGAAGUGAAUGGUCCUGUCAUUCACCAGUGUGUCGUUGCUUACCUCGCGAAUCAGAGGCAAGGCACUGCAUCAACAAAAACCCGGAGUGAAGUGAAAGGCAGUGGGAGAAAACUGUACCGCCAAAAAGGAACGGGUAGAGCUCGUGUCGGGGAUGCCAAGUCUCCAAUUCGAGUACACGGUGGUGUAGCGUUUGGACCGAAACCGCGUAGUUACCGGCAAGCCACCCCGAAACGGCUUCGCCAGCUUGGACUUCACAGCGCACUGGCAGACAGGUUUCAGAAUCAGCAGUGCAUUCUUGUUGAAGAUUUCACGCUUGAGCACCCACGUACCAAAGACAUAGUUAAGAUGUUAGAGGCGGUGAAUGCGGAAGGAAAAGUGCUGUUUGUUCUCAAUGAACACAGCCUGAAUAUUCACCUCUCUGUCCGGAAUAUACCGCAAGUUAACAGUUGCACAUGGGACAACAUCAACAUUUAUCAGGUCAUGUGGCAUGACACGCUGAUAAUCACCGAGAAUGCUGCUGAGAAGUUGGAAUCCAAAUUUGUUAGCAUCAGUUCAGAUAAAGAAGGAUAA
This is a messenger RNA of Geodia barretti, 648 nucleotides long. NCBI's taxonomy places the organism in Eukaryota, Metazoa, Porifera, Demospongiae, Tetractinellida, Geodiidae. The record is from the annotation of a GenBank genome assembly.